Dioscorea cayenensis subsp. rotundata (Guinea yam) is the source of this 3860-nucleotide messenger RNA. RefSeq lists its product as uncharacterized. The record is from RefSeq and is a predicted model, not a curated record. Gene Ontology annotation, molecular function: DNA-binding transcription factor activity. Bases 78 to 3233 code for a protein of 1051 amino acids. The transcript has 11 exons. NCBI's taxonomy places the organism in Eukaryota, Viridiplantae, Streptophyta, Magnoliopsida, Dioscoreales, Dioscoreaceae.
GAAAAACAAAAAAAGGGUAAAAAAUAUAUAGAAAUUAGAAUUUGGGGGAGUGUGGACUAGGGUUUCAGUUGGAAACCAUGGCUUCUCCUCCGAGCUCCAAACCUGGGCCUGCUUCUCCUCCGGCUCAGGAGUCUCCCUUUUCUAGCUUUGUUAGCAGUUUGUCCCCCAUAAAUGCAAUCUGUGUUCGGAAUGCUCUUCAUACUGAUCUUGGUGUCCCCUCACCUCAACCUGUUUUCACUUCACCGCACAUCAACUUCCCAAGGAAGAGGGACCUUUCAAAAAGAUUCCAAAAACAAGCCUUUUCUGGUGCAGAGAAGUUCCCUUUGUUUGCACUUAAUGAUACAGUGUUCCCAGAAAAUACAGAUAUUUCUGGAUCAUCUUGCUUACAAUCAAUGACCCAGUUGAUACCUUGUAGUCAAAAAGAGAGCAACAAGGAUGGUCCUUCCCAAGACCCUUUCAGCAGUCCUUCCACUUGCGUGGAUGAGUUCCUGGCUGACCCUAUAGAAGCUUGUGAUGACCCUGUUCAAGUGCCUCGAAUUAAACUGACUGACUACAAUGAGACACAGAAGGAUUGUAAGAAGGAAAAUCUUCGACAGAUACAACCUCCUGGUAAGCUCAUGGCUGUUUCUGAUGGCAGCCAAUGUGUGAUACUUGGUAAAUCUGCAAUCUUGGAAGAAGACACUACAGAUUUCCGUCCUCUCAACACCAUUGAAGGCUUAAAAAUGGAUGUUUCUGAAAAUUUGACCUCAUUAGAUCAUGCUGAAGGGGAUAUACUCAAAGAGAGAUCAUCUGGGAAUAUAAAUCAUACUGAAAUAAAAAGUGGUUUUAAACAAACUAAAGAAAUUCUGAAUUUAAGGAAAAGAUCACAUGAGAAGCAGCUGGAAAAAGUGGUCACUGCUAAUGAUGAUCAAAUUGAUCCUGAUUUGGCCACAGAUCCAGCUUCAAGUCCUUGCCAUGGACUAGAUUUUGUGGGUCCGAGUUGUGCAGAUCGUCUCUCUCUCAUGCCAGAUGAUAAGGAUUGGAGCAGAGUGGAUUCUGGAAAACAAGACCAUGCGCCUUCAAGCGUUUGUUCGGAAGCAGUGGGGGAUGUUAACCUGCGCCAUGUGCAGAAUGGGCAAUGGCCAGAUUGUGGUUUUACCCCCCAGGUGCUAGCAGAAUCUAUUCCAGAUAAUCAGGAACAUGAUCAACAAGAUGAUUCAGGAGUUAGACCUGACACAUAUACUGAUGACAAAGUUACAUAUGAUCAGGAGGAGAGUGCUCAGCAUCAGCGUGCUAUGCGCAAACGUCUACAAUUUGAAGGUUUUGAUAAUCACAUUGGAUGGAAAGAGAGCUAUCCAAGCUUCACAAGUGCCAUUUGUGAUUCAGAGUCUCCAGGAACUUCUAUUGAUUUGGACAAUGCAUGUGCAGACUCAGCUCCGCUCCCCAGCAAAGAGCAGCUGACCCAAUUAGUCGAUUGUUCUGGAAAUGCUUUAUGCAAGUUGUCACUCUCUGCAUGCAGGAGGUCAAAAGUAGAUAUUGGGGCACAAGAUCAAUCUUUCCGUUCUGAGGGAAGCUCCUCUUUGAUAGCACCUACACCUUCAGGCAUUGGCUUGCAUUUGAAUAGUAUUGGAGGUUCUGCACCAAAAAGUUUCAAUAUAAACAUGCAAUGUCGGGAAAACGAUUUGGAAGUAUCUAUUGACAAAUCAGUUUCUGGUGUCCACAAGAUUGGUUUGCAGCAAUCAAAUUACACAUGCUCUUCAAGGACUAUAAGCCCUUAUCCUUCAAUAAAACCAAUUUCGCGUUUCAAUAAUUCUUUAUCCUAUUCUUCUGUGGAAAACAGUAGGGUAGAUUUGCAAGAAAAUCAAGAAAUUGAACCAUCUGCACUUGAUGUCAAACCUCAUGAUGCAAAAAUUGGUCCUUCAGAAGAUGCUUGCAGUUCAAAAGAGUUGACUCAGACGAGUCCCAAAAAGAAAAGGAAGAAAUCAUCUGACAAUGAUGGAUCCAAGCGCUGCCACUGUAAGAGAUCAAAAUGCUUGAAGCUGUACUGUGACUGUUUUGCUGCUGGAACACUUUGUUCUGAGGAUUGUGCUUGCCAAGGAUGCUUUAAUAAACCUGAACAUCAGGAGAAGGUUCAAGAAACUAGACAACAGAUAGAGACUCGUAAUCCCCUAGCAUUUGCUCCCAAAGUUGUCCUGCGUGUCACUGAGCCACAAAAGGAUAGUGGGGAGAGUAAACAUAUAACACCAACUUCUGCCCGACAUAAAAGAGGAUGUAACUGCAAGAAGUCUCAGUGCUUGAAGAAAUACUGUGAAUGCUACCAGGUUGGUGUUGGAUGCUCACUCGGAUGCAGAUGUGAAGGUUGUAAGAAUACUUUUGGCAGAAAGGAUGGAUCCUGUGAGGUCACAGAGAUGGAAUACAAAUUCUUACAAAGAGAGAUGAAAAACAAAAAGCUUACGGAGGCUGACUUGGAGAGUGAUUCAUCCUGUGAGAAGUUGGGUGUAAAGAUAAGAAAGGGUCUAUCAGCUGCUGAGGGUUGUGUCUCACGCCUUUCUCCUCUAACUCCUUUAUUUCAGACUUCAGAUGAAAAUGAUGUGCCUAAAGCUCAGCCUCCUGUCAGCUAUUAUCCAUCACCAGAAUCCGGUUCAUCUGCAUUAUUAUCAUACAAUGAGUCCCCAAGUUCUCCAAAGGGUGAUAAUUCUUUAGUAAAAUCAAGGGAAGACACUCUUUCUUUGGCACCUUGUGAUCAGGGUUUAAAUGGUGGAAGUGCUGCCAAAGUUGACCCAUUCUCACCCAGAUGGGACAGGUUUUCAGAUAUAUGUGACGUUAGUCCUAUGUCAAAUCCUUCACCAUCCGUUACUGGUUCUGCAGCUAUAACAAGUGUAAGAGAACGCAGAGGUUUGCAAACCAAAUUGUUUCAUGGAAGCUGUCACUUAUCAGCUGGUCUCCGUUGGCGCAGUUCUCCUGUCACUCCUCUACCGCGGUUUGGUGAUGGCAAGUUAAUUAUUGAACCAGACUCUGGCAGUGGAUUGCAUUGUAACGUUGAUGAUGAUACACCAGAUGUUCUGAAAGACACUAGUUCUCCUGCCAAGGCUGUAACAGCUAGUUCACCUAAUAAGAAGCGGGUAUCUCCACCAGCCAAAUGUUUGCAUGAGACAGGCUCAACUACUUCACCUGCUGUAAAGAGUGGCCGCAAAUUUAUAUUGAAAUCUGUGCCAUCCUUUCCUCCUCUCACCCCUUACAGCAAUAAACGCUAAAAGAAAAUUGUUACAUAGGUAUUGCUCUCAUCAUGUUGAGUUUGUUUGAUGUGGCAGUAACAACACCAGAUGCAUGCCUUGGGCAUAUUACUGUGGAUGCUCACUUAUUUUUUUCCCCUAGAAAAGGGCAGCACAUGCAGAGUAUUUGUGAAUGUGAAGUUACUGAAGGUACAAUAGUAACUUCUUUUAUCUGAAAGUAAUGUUUGCCUGAUGAUUCUACACCUACCUUAAUAACUGGAGAUGGACUAUGCUUUGUGUAGCUGGAGUUAGUGGUAGCAUUGGAAUAAGUGGUCUGUUUUCAUUGUGUAAAGUUGAAACUAAUCUGCAUGCUGCAAAUUAUGCUAGAUGGCAGCAUCUAUAGUUUUGUAUUGACUAAUGCAGGUUUGUCAUGUCACUAAACAAUACAUUCAGCCUAGGUCAGUGAUGCUGGAUUAAUCCAAUGAAACAUGCUGUAUGUGGAGGUUAUGUUCAUGAAGCAGCAAUGUAUUAUAUAGUUAGAAGAUAAUCAUGCAAGGUUACAUGAACCAAGUCUUGAUUUCUGUGUUGAGAUUGGGAAGGCUUGGUUUAAUUUGUGUGUUCAUUGUCAAAGUACAAACUGUUUUCAAUGCAAGGUUACUUGAUCCAAAU